Cyclocybe aegerita is the source of this 1998-nucleotide messenger RNA. The record is from the annotation of a GenBank genome assembly. NCBI's taxonomy places the organism in Eukaryota, Fungi, Basidiomycota, Agaricomycetes, Agaricales, Hemipholiotaceae.
AUGUCAAUCGUGGGUGGCGAGCUGGUCGGCCGUGACGAUACUUCUAUUCUAUUCAUGAAAUAUGGUCCAAAGUGGAAGCACGGGCGUCAACUCCUCCAUCGAUGGCUCAGUGCCAGGAACCUAGAGGGAUAUACUCCCUUGCAGUACGAAGCAUCAUGCAGAACUCUAAAGGCGCUCCUCGAUGAACCUGAUCAUUUCGCUGAGAAUAUCAAAGCGAGCGUGGGUUCUAUUAUUCUCAGAAUCACCUAUGGCAUAGACUGUAAACCACGCGACGACCCUUGGAUUGCGAUGGCAGACCGCACCAUUGAAAUCACUGCCAUUGCAAGCAAACCGGGCCGGUGGUUGGUCGACUCGUUCCCGAUUCUCAAAUACGUGCCGCCAUUCUUUCCCGGAGCAGGCUUCAUUCGUUGGGCGAAGAAGUCCCGUCGCGAGGUCUUUGAGCAAAUACGCCUUCCUUUUGAACGCGUAAAAGACCAAGUGCUUAAAGGUUCACCAGCCCCAUGCUUUGUCGCGGAGCAACUGGCUGAGGACUGGAACAACCUUCAAGGAGCCGCUGAGCAGCACGCCCUCGCAUGCGCAGCUGGUAGCUUGUACGCGGGCGGAAUUGAAACGGUCGUGUCUACUAUUCGCCUAUUCUUGCUGGCUAUGAUCACGUAUCCCGAGAUUCAACGGCGAGCUCAGCAUGAAGUAGACACCAUCAUUGGCUCCCAACGGCUCGCAACCAUAGAGGAUCGCACCGCCUUGCCUUACCUCGGAUGCAUAAUCAAGGAAACACUCCGACAUAGCUCUACCGUGCCUCUUGUACCCCACAGUCUUGAUGAGGAUGAUUUCUACGAAGGGCAUCGUAUUCCAAAGGGGAGUUGUGUCAUGGUGAAUAUAUGGGCAAUCUUGAACGAUCCUUCCAUCUACAAAGAUCCAGAGACCUUCAAUCCGGAUAGGUUUGCCGGGCCUAAACCUGAAUUGGAUCCAAGUACCAUAUCUUUUGCUAUUGGUCUUGGAAGAAGGUUUUGUCCCGGCUCGCACUUCGCGUUGAGCGUCGUUUUCGUCAUGACUUCUCACCUCCUGUCCGUCUUCAAUAUUUUGCCACCUCUCGACGAGAAUGGCCGAGAGUACAUUCCGCCUAUGGACUUCAUCGAUACGCACACUCGACUAUGGGGCAUCGGUACUGCUCAAACGUACUCGUACCAUGUUAAUUACGCCAAGGAUCCUCUCUUCUGGCGGAUUUUGACUAUAGGCGAUUUACUCACCUCUUUCAAAGUAUAUUUCUAUGUGAUACAGAAUUACUUCAAUCCGCGUCAACUGGACAUCAUGAUAUGGGGCUUUGGAAUGCAAGCUCUUUUUCAGGAUAUUGGAGAUCUCCUCGUCCAGUGCUUCUUCUUAAUGAGGAUCUGGUUGCUCGGAAACAAGCGGCUCUAUCUCGUUAUCCCGCCAGCCCUCUUCAUUGCGGCCAAGUUCGGUGUUGGCGUUGCAUGGGCGAUCAAGGCGAGCCAGACGGACAGGAUUACCGUCUCGCAGAAGCAAUACAACCUCCUCUCUGAAAUUGCCAAUGGGGCCGCUGCUAUCGCCAACAUCCUGCUGGCCGGGACCAUCUUGUACCUCCUUCAUCGUUCCAGGUCUGGCAUCAGGCAAUCGGACAACAAGAUUACGAAAAUCAUGAUUUACACGAUAAACACCGGGGCCGUUACCUCGAUAUUCUCCGUACUGAACGUCGCAACCGCAAUUGCGCUGCCCGAUGCCUUCGUUUAUGGUGUCUUCUAUUUCUGCGCUGGGCGCCUGUACCUUAACACGAUGUUGGCCUCCUUGAACGCACGAAAGUCUCUUGCACGGCAGAAGACGUCCUACGUGGAAAUGAACCUCGCCACAUUUGACGCCAGCUACGAACCGCAGGCUGUGGAUGUUACCACGAGCGAGACGAAGAGACAGCAAGGGACAGACGCAGCCCCGAAGAGACUCGAGAUAUUUGUUAGCACUGCAACUACCCGUGAUAAUUCGCCGUAG